Molecule: messenger RNA, 760 nt
Organism: Westerdykella ornata
Lineage: Eukaryota; Fungi; Ascomycota; Dothideomycetes; Pleosporales; Sporormiaceae
Exons: 3
Coding region: 231-749 (172 amino acids)
Molecular function (GO): protein binding
Source: RefSeq, a predicted model, not a curated record
AUACGAGCGAGUUUUUGGACGGCUUCCAAUGUGCGAGGAUUGCGGAGCGGAGGCCAAAGCUGCGAAGACCAUGUGAGGCUCUUGUCGCCCGCUCACCACCCCAAAGUGUGAAGUGAGCGUCGGGCGGACAGAUAUGUAUAUAGAGGGCGCUCCCCUCGUCGCCUACCUGACGCCGGUCACCCAUCAUCGACGCCUCGACCGCGAUACGAGCAUCAAGAGCUCCCGAUAUCAUGGCGAUUGUAUCCGAGUCUCCGCAAAAGCGCCGUUGCGUCGUGAGUUUCGACCGCUUCACUCCCGUCACGAUCCACGUGGGCCAAGGUCUAGAGAGGAAGGAGUUCAUUGCCCACGAGCCUUUCAUCGCUCGAUCCGAAUUCUUUCGUCGAGCGCUGAAUGGCAACUGGCCCGAGGGUAUCGAGCGCAUCGUGGAGAUGCCAAAUGACGAUCCUGAGCACUUCAGGCUGUAUCUGAGCUUCGUCUACACAAGCAAGCUUCCUCGUGACCGCGAACCGUUGCCCAAGGAUGACGCGGAAUGGACCAGCCGCUAUGAAGCAGACUAUAUGGAUCUGGCUCGCAUCUAUGCACUAGCGGAGAAGCUGCAAGAUCCCGUUACGAAGAAUGCCAUUGUCCAUCGCAUGUUUCAGCUUUCGAGCUGCGGAGCAUUCCCUCCGGGAAAAGCGAUCCAAAUCUUCUACGAAUCAACACCCGAGAGUAGCCGCAUCAGAGGAUUGCUUCCGGGAUAUGUGGUCUAGCGUCACGAAGG